AUGGGUUGGUUCGACAGAGACAGCUUCGAGGGUCAGUCCCACGAGGAGCUCCGCAACUUUGAGCCCGGCACCGAGGUCACCGAGGAGCACAAGGCCAAGUUCAGCCACGAGCUCAUUGGCGGUGCCGCUGCCUACGAGGCCAUGAAGGCCUACGAGGAGCACCAGGAGAAGAACGGCAAGCCCGACAACCACGCCCAGGCCAAGGAGAUCCUCGCCGGUCUUGCUGGUGCCUUCAUCGACCGCGAGGUUGAGACCAAGGGUCUUGACUUCGUCGACCGUGAGAAGGCCAAGUACCACGCUCGCCAGCAGCUCGAGCAGGCCUCCGCCCAGGACUUCUAA
Messenger RNA from Aspergillus luchuensis, 339 nucleotides. Its product is annotated as DUF3759 domain-containing protein. The record is from RefSeq and is a predicted model, not a curated record. The transcript is spliced from 3 exons. The coding region runs from base 1 to 339 and encodes 112 amino acids. Lineage: Eukaryota; Fungi; Ascomycota; Eurotiomycetes; Eurotiales; Aspergillaceae.